GCCGCAUCGCCUCACCAUGGUGGCACGGCAUCGAUGUAAUCCUACAGGCUCUACUCGUGUUAUCCUGACCUGCUUCCCCGUCCCUCUUCACAGCGCAUAAUCUCUACACUGAAUCAAUCCUCGCAAACCCGCCCGAUCCUGCUUAGCAAAGGCAUCACGAUCGGGGAGUCGACAUGACUCGCGGUAGAAACUUAACGCCAAGACCAACUGACUCGCGCCGCCGGACCGAUGAUUUUCCGGUAUCGGCGGCCAAAAUGAAAUUUGUCUGGGGCUUCAAUGCCAACGACAUUGGCCAAGUCAGUGACUCAGUCACCAUUCGCUGCUCAGUCUACAUACCUGGUGUUCUACAUUCUAUCUGCCCUUAUAUGUAGGCUUCGAACAAAUUUGUCCACCAUGGCGCCUGAUGCGGGCGAAGACGCCCAUCUGAACUGGUGGGCCGAGCAUCUAAAAGACCAGACAAUAUCACCGUUGACCAGGGACUAUCCCGAAGCUACCUCGGAGAAUGUCGCGAAGAGACCCAUUGAGGCCAUCGAGUCACUACCUGCUCCCAGCAGUACCUCAGAGGCUUUGAAGAAACUUUCCAGUCUUGGUUCACUCACAACCGUUUUGCAGACUGUUCUUCUUGUGCUGGUGAGCAGGUUAACGGGAGACGAAGACAUCAGCAUUGGAACCAACGCCCAGCAAGAUGGCCCAGCGUUCGUCCUCAGGACGUCAAUCAGUCCCUCAGAAUCAUUUUCGAGCUUGUUCAAGAGGGUACAGGAGCUGUCCACCGAGGCUUCAGCCAAGGCUGUGCCACUUGACACGAUUCAAGCCCGUCUCAAAACACAAGCUCUUUUCCGGUUCGCUGCCUUCAACAGUAGCCGUCCAGAGGAUACCAGCCUAGCUGGUGGCGUCGAGUCCAUUGAUCUACAGUUGGCCUACUCUCUUUCUGGGGCUCACAACCUCCGACUAACAGCACGGUACAACCAGCGUCUGUUUUCGAGUGCAAGGAUAGCAGGAAUUCUAGCCCAGAUCACCAGAUUUCUGGAGAACCUCGCCGUGGACGUCAACAAUGAAGUCGGAAAAAUUGUUUUCAUGACACCAGAGGAGGAGAAGCUUGUCCCUGACCCAACCAGCGACCUUGAAUGGUCCUGUUUCCGAGGCGCCAUUCACGACAUUUUUUCCGCCAAUGCCGAGCGCCACCCUGAGCGGACUUGUGUGGUUGAGACAAAGUCUGAAGAGGGCCCCGAACGGAAGUUCACAUAUCAACAAAUCCACGAGUCUUCGAACAUCCUGGCACAUCAUCUAGUCCAAUCGGGAUUGGAGAGGGGAGACGUUGUCAUGAUCUACUCCUACCGCGGAGUGGACCUGGUCGUGGCGGUCAUGGGCACGCUCAAGGCGGGUGGCACUUUCUCCGUCUUGGACCCUGCAUAUCCACCGGACCGGCAAAAUAUCUACCUCGAUGUGUCGAGGCCGCGAGCGCUGGUGGUGAUUGAAAAGGCCACCCAAGACGCCGGCGAGCUAUCGGACAAGGUUCGGGGCUUCAUCAACGAGCACUUGGAUCUGAAGACGGAGGUCCCUGCCCUGCGACUGAAAGACGACGGUAGUCUGCAAGGAGGCAACGUUAAUGGCAAGGACAUAUUCGAACCUAUUCGAGGCCUCAAGAGCAAGAGCCCGGGCGUCGUGGUCGGGCCCGAUUCCACGCCAACCUUGUCCUUCACAUCAGGAUCCGAGGGGAAACCCAAAGGUGUGCGAGGCCGCCACUUCUCUUUGGCAUUUUACUUUGACUGGAUGGCCCAGACUUUCAACCUGUCCGAGAAGGACAAGUUCACCAUGCUCAGCGGAAUAGCACACGACCCGAUCCAGCGAGACAUGUUCACACCGCUAUUCUUGGGUGCGCAACUGCUGGUGCCGUCGAAGAACGACAUCCAGAACGAACGACUGGCUGAAUGGAUGAACCAACACGGCGCCACCGUGACUCACCUGACGCCGGCAAUGGGACAAAUCCUGGUCGGCGGCGCCGUGGCACGGUUUGAGCAACUGCACCAUGCCUUCUUCGUGGGCGACAUUUUGAUCAAACGCGACUGCAAAUCGUUACAAAAUCUGGCCCCCAAUGUGCGCAUUGUGAACAUGUAUGGCACAACUGAAACACAACGGGCCGUGAGUUACUACGAGAUCCCGAGUCGGAAUGAGCGAGAAGGGUUCCUGGACGGCAUGAAGGACGUGAUCCCGGCCGGACGCGGCAUGUACAAUGUGCAGAUGCUGGUGGUUAACCGGCACGACCGGAGCAAGCUCUGCGCGGUUGGGGAGAUUGGUGAAAUCUACGUGCGAGCAUCAGGACUUGCCGAAGGAUACCUGGGCAACCCGGAGCUCACCAAGCAAAAGUUUGUGGACAACUGGUUCCCCGGCCACGAAAAGGGAGUGGAGAUUGACCGGGCGCGGUUCGAGGCCAAAUACAAAAAUGAGCCAUGGGCACAAUUCUACCUUGGACCCCGCGACCGCCUUUACCGCAGCGGCGAUCUGGGCCGGUACACACCGACCGGCGAUGUCGAAUGCUCCGGGCGGGCGGACGACCAGGUCAAAAUCCGAGGGUUCCGGAUCGAACUUGGCGAGAUUGACACGCAUCUGUCGCAGCAUCCAUUGGUACGGGAGAACGUGACGCUCGUGCGCCGAGACAAGUUCGAAGAGCAGACUCUAGUCAGCUACAUCGUGCCGCAGAUGAAGGCAUGGACGCAGUUCCUGGCCGAGAAGGGCCUGAAGGACGAACCGGACGACGGAUCGCUGGUAGGCCGGUUCGAGCGAUUCCGACUCCUGCAGCAAGAGGUACAAGAAUACCUACGCACCAAGCUGCCGGCCUAUGCGGUGCCGUCCAUCAUCGUGCCGAUGCGUGCGAUGCCCCUGAACCCGAACGGCAAAAUCGACAAACCCAAGUUGCCAUUCCCAGACACGGCAAUGCUCUCAGCCAGCCGACGCCGCAAGUCAUCGACAGCGCAUCAACUCAGCGAAACGGAACUGGCUCUAGCCCACAUCUGGGCCAAGCUGGUGCCGGGACUCGCGCCACGCACCAUCAAGCCAAGCGAAUCUUUUUUCCAUAUCGGCGGCGAAAGCAUGAAGGCGCAACAACUCGCGUACCACGUGCGGAGGACACUUGGGGUCGACCUGCCCAUUAGCAAGAUCUACCAUCGCCCGACGCUCAAGGAAAUGGCCGCCGUCAUCGACCACAUGAAAGCGGCCAAUUCGCUGGAAGGCGGAGAUGUGGACGAUGAUGCGGAUCAACGCAACGAAGCCAACGGACAAAACGACGGCACCCACGCAGCAGAAGACGACUACGGCGCCGACGCAUUCCGGCUGGCGGAACAAGCACUCCCCAAGUCAUUCCCUACAGCAAAGGCCAACACAAACACCGCAGUUCCCACCUCUGCACCCGUGGUCUUUUUGACGGGCGCCACGGGAUUUCUAGGAUCAUAUAUCCUCAAAGACCUCCUCGACCGGCAAGGACCCGCAGUAUCAAAAGUGAUUGCCCUAGUGCGAGCCAAGGAUUCCGCAACAGCCAUGUCGCGCGUCAAAGUAACAUGUCAAGCCUACGGAGUAUGGAACUCUUCAUGGGAAACAGAAGACCGCAUCCAAUGCAUGGCAGGAAGUCUGGGCCCAGCGCGGUUUGGACUAUCUGACGCAGAAUGGAAACAACUAGUAAACGAGGUUGACGUGGUGAUCCACAACGGGGCCCAAGUACACUGGAUCAACACGUACGAGAUGCUGAAACCCGCAAACGUAAUGGGCACCCUUGAAGCACUCAAAAUCUGCGCGGAAGCACUGGCCACAAAACCAAAACUAUUUGCAUUCGUCUCGUCGACCAGCGUGCUCGACCACGACCACUACGUCGCCGAGUCGGAGCGGAUCAUAGCCGCGGGCGGCGAAGGUAUCAGCGAGGAUGACGACCUGAUGGCCAGCAAGACAGGACUGGGGACGGGCUACGGCCAAAGUAAAUGGGUCGCCGAGUACUUGAGCCGCGAGGCCGGUCGCCGCGGACUGCGCGGCUGCGUCGUGCGACCAGGUUAUGUCCUCGGUUCGUCGCAGACCGGAGUGACCAACACAGACGACUUUUUGGUCCGUAUGCUCAAGGGCUGUAUUCAGCUGGGCACGCGGCCAAAUAUCAACAAUACCGUCAACAUGGUCCCCGUCGACCAUGUCGCUCGUACUGUUGUUGCAUGUGCGUUCCACCCUCCCGGCGGGACCACCACAGACGGCAGCGUCUUCUCCGGCUCCUCCGUCGUCGUCGCCCACGUCACAGGCCACCCCCGUCUGCGCUUCAACCAAUUCCUCGCCACGCUCCAGACCUACGGCUACAAGGCCGACCUAGUCGACUAUGUCCCCUGGGCGUCAUCACUCGAACAUUUCGUCAGCACGCAGCGCGACUUUGCACUAAUGCCACUAUUCACGUUCGUCGCGAACGAUUUGCCUUCCAACACGCGGGCUCCGGAACUGGACGACCGCAAUGCCGAAGCUGCGCUAUAUGCCGAUUCGCAGUGGACCAAAGUCGAUGCCAGUGAGGGCGCCGGUGUAACCAAGAACACUAUUGGGUUAUAUUUGGCCUAUUUGGUCGAGAUUGGUUUCUUGCCUCCUCCACCAACAGCCAGCGGUAACGGAGAUGCCGAAGCAAAUGGUGCUGGUGCUGGGCCCGGUGCUGGUGCCGGUGCCGGUGCCGUCAAACGUCUUCCCAAGGUCACCAUCAGCGAUGAGCAACGCAAGGCUUUGGCCAGCGUCGGUGGUCGAGGUGGAACGAGCUGAACAGCCUGAGCUUAUUUGGGACCGACUGCUACUGUACCUGGAUGUUUUUCCCUGUUCAAAAUCAAAACCAGCAAAAGGAUAAGGCCGCUGUCAGACACAGGAUUCGGGUCAUGUCAAGUUAGAUGCUAGUACUGUCCUGUAGGUCCCUUUUGUAUUUAUCUCUGAUAACCCGGACGGACCUCAAAAAGCUCUCAGCGAGCACAAUCAAAUAGAUCAAUCUUCGCAUCAUGCUUACCCCAGCGUGGAACUUUCCCUCGAAAAAAACCACAGAAGAUUAAACUCUCCUCCGCCACUGGCUCCGUAUUGUCCUACAGGUACCAGUUCAUGCAGUACAAGGAAAAGAGGCCUCUCGCGACCAAAAAGAACAACACACACUCACACACUCCUCUUAUUGUCUAUAACCUAUAAUAAGUAAUAAAAACCCUGGGUCAUUCGCUGCCCUGCUCUGGACUUUCA
This is a messenger RNA of Exophiala dermatitidis NIH/UT8656, 5223 nucleotides long. Its product is annotated as L-aminoadipate-semialdehyde dehydrogenase. The coding region runs from base 277 to 4767 and encodes 1496 amino acids. The record is from RefSeq and is a predicted model, not a curated record. Gene Ontology annotation, molecular function: phosphopantetheine binding; L-aminoadipate-semialdehyde dehydrogenase [NAD(P)+] activity. Gene Ontology annotation, biological process: L-lysine biosynthetic process. Lineage: Eukaryota; Fungi; Ascomycota; Eurotiomycetes; Chaetothyriales; Herpotrichiellaceae. The transcript has a single exon.